Molecule: messenger RNA, 1391 nt
Organism: Lampris incognitus (smalleye Pacific opah)
Lineage: Eukaryota; Metazoa; Chordata; Actinopteri; Lampriformes; Lampridae
Gene: smap1
Product: small ArfGAP 1
Exons: 11
Coding region: 102-1388 (428 amino acids)
Biological process (GO): regulation of clathrin-dependent endocytosis
Molecular function (GO): metal ion binding; GTPase activator activity
Source: RefSeq, a predicted model, not a curated record
CGUCCUUCGCUGUCUGAUGCAUGUCGACCACACGCACCUGAUCUGGACGAGGUCUGCGUUUCUACCGGUGACUGUCCGACAGGACCUGGGAGUCUGGAGAGAUGACGACGCGCUCGGAGAGAGAAAAGGCGCAGAAACUGAAUGAGCAGCACCAGGCCAUCCUCUCCAAAAUGCUCCGGGAGGAGGACAACAAGUACUGCGCCGACUGCGAGGCGAAGGGCCCAAGGUGGGCGUCUUGGAACCUGGGGGUGUUUAUGUGCAUCCGCUGUGCUGGCAUCCACCGCAACCUUGGGGUUCACAUCUCCAGGGUCAAAUCUGUCAACCUGGACCAGUGGACCCCUGAACAGAUCCAGAGUAUGGUGGACAUGGGGAACACCAGGGCCAGACAGCUGUACGAAGCCCACCUCCCAGAGAACUUCAGAAGAGCACAGACUGACCAAGCUGUGGAGAUUUUCAUCCGUGACAAGUAUGAAAGGAAGAAAUAUUACAACAAGGAGGUUCUGGUCACAGCUCCGCAGAAGCCAUCUGAAGCCUCUCCUUCGUCCCAGGCUGCUGAGAAGAUCAGACAGGAGAAAGAGCGAGAAAAGAAAAAAGAGGAGAAGAAGUGGGAGAAGGAGCCUGAAAAGAUAACAAAGAAGAGGGAAGACCUCCAGUCUGAUCCCAGAGCCAGUCCUGCAAAGAGCGCCGAGCCAUCUGUGGACCUACUGGGCCUGGAUACUCCUGAGAGCGGAGCGGCCACCGGCUGUCCCGGCGAUGCAGCACCGAUCAGCGAUGACCUAGACAUCUUUGGACCGAUGGUGUCCAACCCGCUCCCCGCAUCCAACAACAAGCCGCUCACUCAGGCGGGUUCUAGCCAGGCGGCUCCUCAAGCAGACUCUUCAAUCUCCAGUAACACGACUAAGGUGGAGGAGAAGAAGCCUUUGUCUAAAGACUCCAUCCUGUCCCUCUACGCCAGCAGCUCAUUGGGCAGUCAGCCGCAGAGCCAGCAGCAGCCUGCACCGGGACAAGCUGGAAUGUAUAUGGGCCAGCCUCAGAUGCAGUUUGCCCCCCAGGCUUUUCCUCCUGGGAUGGGCGGAGCCGUCCCGCCCACCAACAUGAUGCCGGGCGGCACCAUGAUGCCCGGCAUGGCGAUGCCCAACGGUAGUUGCUACAUGGGCAUGCCGCAGGGAGUAAUGCCGGCCAGCCAAGGACAGAACAUGUACGUCAUGCAGCAACAACCACAGCAAGGACAGUGGAAUAUCAAUCAGAUGACCCAGCAGAUGUCAGGCAUGACUAUGAGUGGCGUAGGAGCGGCGCCAGGCACGUUUAGCCAGUCCACCGCCCCCAUGGCUGGCUGGUCCACGCCACCAGCCUCGGGCCAGACCCUCAGCACCCAGCUGUGGAAAUGAAGA